Messenger RNA from Fomitiporia mediterranea MF3/22, 621 nucleotides. Its product is annotated as Alpha/beta hydrolase fold-3. The annotation marks the transcript as partial. Lineage: Eukaryota; Fungi; Basidiomycota; Agaricomycetes; Hymenochaetales; Hymenochaetaceae. The transcript is spliced from 4 exons. The record is from RefSeq and is a predicted model, not a curated record. Gene Ontology annotation, molecular function: hydrolase activity.
GGUUAUUCAGUCGGAAAUCUCGACACGGACGAGCUCGUCUGCAGAGCGAACUCCGCAAACCAUCGCAUUAUUGUCGUGAACGUUGACUACCGCCUUGCUCCUGAGUUCCGUUGGCCAAUAGGGCCAAACGAUGCAUAUGACGCUGUAAAAUGGGUAGCUUUGAAUGCUCAAGAGCUACGAGUUGAUCUUAAAAAAGGGUUUAUCGUCGGAGGCCUAUCUGCAGGCGGAAAUUUCACAUGUACAAUAACCCAACGUGCUCGUGAUGAUCCGGAGCUUCAAGGCAAAAUCACAGGUCAAGUUUUACAGGUUCCGGCAACCAUCACGCAUGAAGAGGGAUUCCCUCCAGAGAAGUUCAAGGACAAGUUAAAAUCUUAUGAACAGUGCAAGGACGACCCCAUACUCAGUCGUACAGAGAUGGAUUUGUACAUGGGUACGCGUCGAUGUGCCUAUCAGCCUGGUGAACUGAACCAUCCUCUGGUGUCUCCUCUUCUCGCGAAGUCUUUCUCUGGUCUUCCUCCUGCAUACGUUCAGAUUGCCGGAGGAGAUCCAUUGCGCGAUGAAGGUCUCCUUUAUGCCCAGAUGAUGCAAGAAAGUGGUGUACCGACUAAAGUAGACGUGUAA